UGGCCUGGAAACGCCUCGGAAUCCCCCCGGAAGAGCUGGAUGAAGUUGGGAGAGGGAAGUCUAGGCGUCCCUGCUAAAGCUACUGCCCCCGCGACCCGACCUCAGAUAAGCGGUAGAAAAUGGAUGGAUGGAUGGAUAUCUUAUGAAAAUCGGUUGAUAAAUGACCAAGUCAUGACUUCAUUUCAAUAUCCAUAUAUUGGCUUGUAUGGGAACGACGACCUUCCCAACAUGGCCGCUAUGUAGGCACGUCAGUUACUGGUCCUCUAAGCGCGCUGACGUAAACACACCCACAGCAAAUCGUCAGCACGCAUGCGCAGUGUAGGUCUCAUGAUCACGUGACUGCGUGUCUUCCGGGUCUGUACUGCGGAUGGCGGAUUAGUCCGGUGAGGAGGAUGAACUCGAUCAAUGGCACCAGGAAGAAAGUCUGCAGGCAGCAGCAGCAAGUGAACAGCAUUGCAGCUUGUGAUGCUGACGCACUGACUGAAAUUAAAGAUCUAUUCAGUAAAUCGAGAACCUACAUCAACCCGUCCAAUGACGAGUGGUGCAGCCCUAAUGCGACUGUCGCUUUUAGACAUCAUGUGAAAGUGCAAAACCGCCACCUUCAGGCCCUGAAGGUGUCCCUCAACGCUGUGAAGAACCAGCUCAGUGAUAAGAACAUCGAAGUGUGGCAUGAGCACACCAACUCCACUAACCGGGCGGGGAAGGUCAUCGCCACGGUGCGCUCCGCCGCCAAUGCAGAAAUAUGCACGCAGGCGUGGUGCAAGUUCUAUGAGAUCCUGGGAACGUUCAGGCUUCUUCCUGAGGAGGCGCUUUACUCCGGGGAGCUCAACACGGUUCACCUGUGUGAAGCGCCUGGGGCUUUCAUCAGCGCUCUGAACCACUAUGUCAAAACGAGUGAGCGCACACGUUACUGCGACUGGAGCUGGGUCGCCAACACGCUCAACCCGUACCACGAGGCCAACGCAGGAGGCGCCACCAUCGCAGAUGAUCGGUUAAUCGCCAAUACUCUGCCGUGGUGGUUUUUUGGGUCAGACAACACUGGCGACAUCAUGCUCCAAAAGCACCUACUGGAGCUGCAGACGUUCGUGGCAAACAUGCGUCGAGUCGAUCUGGUGACAGCAGAUGGGAGUUUUGAUUGUCAGGAGAACCCCGAUGAGCAGGAGGCGCUGGUGACGCCGCUGCAUUACUGCGAGGUGACCGCCGCGCUGUUGCUUCUGAGCCCCGGCGGCUCCUUUGUGCUCAAAAUGUUCACGCUGUACGAACACUCCUCUGUCUGUUUGCUCUACCUGCUCAACUGCUGCUUCGGCUCCGUCAGCGUCUUCAAACCUGCCACCAGCAAGGCUGGCAAUUCCGAAGUUUAUGUCGUGUGUCUCGGCUACGACCGCAAGGAGGCUGCGAGGCCUCUGCUCUCCAAGCUCAUUCGGAAUUACGGCGCACAUCUGGCGGAGAGAGAAGCGCUUUUCCCAGAAUCCUCGAUCCCAGCCUCGUUCCUCACACAGCAUGAAGAGAUGUGCACGUACUUUCACUCUCUGCAGGUGGAGACCAUCACAGAAAACUUGAGAUUGUUUGAAGGAAUGAGUGCCGAGCACCGGGAGAGGCUCGACUACAUCAGGGAUUGUACGGCUCAGGACUACCUGCAACGUUUCCAGGUGACAUUCCUCCCUCGGAGUCAAUGGAUCUCCCGUAAUGCCGUCAGCCCCGCCUGCUGCCGCGUCUCGGUGGGCCGACCAUUGGGGCCGAAGAAGCAAGCCGCGGGCUCCUUCAAUGAGCGCAGGGAAUUGCAGUCUCUGAGCUGGAAGCAGCGCGUGGAGAGGGGUUGCCAUGCCGACUGGAUACAGCAACACCGCUGUGAGACCGAAGAGACGGCCUGCGUGCUGCAAGGACCUCUGUCCGGCUGUCACGUGGAUUCCUGGUACGUUAUUGUCGGUGCAGCGCUGCCCGCGGUUAGAAACUCUCCAUUCUGUGCUGGAGUCUUGUUAGACUAUGUGACUCAAGCACAGCUGGCCUCAGACUUGAAUCAGGUGCCUUCCUGUGACUCAUGCCACAUUUUUAGCGCCGCCUCCAUCUUGUCAGACGUGGCAGGUCUUUGCACCGACAGUAACGGGACGAAAAAGACAAGGCAGUGUAUGGUGUUCGGCAGCCGCUCAGAUUGGGACGCCUGUGGGAGCAAAAUUGAAGAGCUACUUCUCACAUUUCCUUCAGAUGGUUCAUAUCCUCGAGGAGGCCGCGAGAUGCUGCAUGACGCGGCGCCGCCGUACCAGCAUGAGCUCGUCGGCUGGCUCGUGCUGUCCCUCCGGAGCCUAACUUCUGGGGACGCCCUCUUGCUGCCCGUGCCGUCUGCACUCACCCGUGUCUCGGCUGCGCUCGUGCUCUGCUUGCACGUUUGUUUCCGCUCAAUCAAGUUCAGGUGCCCGCCGCCUGAAGGCGGCGUCGGAGCGCUACUCGUAUGCGCCGGCUUUUGCCCCGACGCUGCAGCCCGCAUCCUCCCAGCCUUGACAGAAGUCCAGAACUGUAUUGGCGAACUGCUAAAAGGAGAAGAUGCAGGUAAAUGUCAGUUGGAGUGUGACAGACAGGUGCUACAAUUUGUGCCCAUGGAGGAACUGCUCAAUGGAGGAUUGACGGAAUUCCUGCGGACCAUGAACUCUGAAAUUAUGCGACACAGACUGCAUUUGCUCAUGCAGGCAUAGAACAGGCGAGACAAUACCAGCUAACGCCUUAAAAAGCAUUGUACUAUUUUAUUUAUAUGGAAGCUGAUUUUUGAGCAUUGCUCAGUACUUUUUUGGGGGAGAGUGGGGGCGCUAUCAUGAUCCUAGUUUGCCAAUUUGUUUAUUUCAUAGUCCACAUACAGUAGAACCUCCAAAGUCGAACGCAAUCCAUGACAGCAGUAGUCCCUAACUAGUACCCUAUUAUACCAAAUAUUUUGAUGGUCCGGCAUAGGAACAAAUAAAAACAAAUAAUAAACAAAUACAACUCACCAUUAAACUGAAUGUAGUGGUUGUAAUAAGUGGGAGCCCUGCGCCUGUUUCUGUCAACGAACCGGUCCCAUCUUGGGGUAAUUUAAAAAAAAACUCAAUGUCAUGUCUUUUGAUGCCCUGUGCUUGGUCCCUAUGUGCUGCUGCUGCAGUUCUGAUGGCUUCUCUGCCUCAUUUACCAGCAUGUCGCCACGUUUUACACAGGAUGAAUCCAAAUCACUUGUCGCAAUAAACCUGUUUCUUAAAGGGGGAGUUUUCAUUUAAAAGAAACAACAACACUUUUUAUCAUUUGUUAAAACCUUAUAAACCUGAAAGUUGUAUAUUAGUAAAAUGAUCUGUGAAAAGAAUCGUGUACUUAUAAUGAUUUUUAACAAACCACUAAUCCAACAAAAUGCGGGUUACUCAGUUGCUGUGCACUGGCGGACACACUCACAGUUGUUCACCGGCACACGCCAUGCAGCCUUUUACCCUCCAGCUCGCCGUAAUGAAAUUCUCGCUAGCUUGUUAGCUUACUUUUUUUCUGUAUCAUGUGACUAUGACGAGCGUUUUUGACAGAGGCACGUGCAGCUGCGCCUGAUUUUCACAAAUCUAUUUUAGACUGAUCAAUGAAAUAAUUUUUCUCCAGUCUCUCUCUGCGGCCCAGUGAUAGGGGGGACCGUCAACCUAAGUUGAACUGUACAUAUUGUUUUAAGUAACAUUUAAACAUUCUUAGCCGUUGUAUGUGUAUGCUAUUAUAACCUUAAAACAUAUAGCAAGUUAAGUUAAUGCUGGAGGUUCACUACUUUAAAUGAGUAUGUUUACGUUUCGUAACUUCCACAAAAAACAAAGCAAAACAGAACGAGCAAAGUUUUAAUCCAUUGUUUGUGGAAGUACAGUGACAUCUCGUAUGGCGUCAUUUGUGAUGGUGGUUUAAACUUUUUUAUUUCUUAUUUUGCCAAAAACUGUGGUCAAGUUCCAAACUGUACAACCUCAGUGGAGUUCGACUUUAGAGGUUCUUCCAUAAUGCGAUAUUUUGGGUGUCCCCAAAAUCUGACAUCAUUCGAAAUCUGAAUAUCUGAUUAACUACCUGCCUUACUUAGGCAAACAAAACUUAUUUAAAUUAAUUUUAUAAGCGAUUUCACAAGGCUUCACCACACGCCAGUGUCGUACGAGAAAUGUGUAUAUCCAUCGAUGCUCUUCUUGCAGACUUUCUGGGACUUGGCACAAAUGUUUCCCGAACCUUUUUGACGAUAUCUUCCGAUACUGGUGAUCGUCCAGAUUCGUUUACCCUACACAGACAGCCUUCCUUUUUUUGUGUGUGCGCCAUUUCCAAAUCUGCUUUUCAAUUGGUGUAUUUGUAUGGAUUUUGACACUGCGCACGCUUGUUUGAUUUGUUCUAACAUUUACAAAAUGGCUAUUCUUCUUGAUGAAACUUUAUCAUUUGAGCGAGGAUUGGCUAUUAUUAGACUCUAUUUUCAUUUACCUGUUUCUAUCCACUUGCUGUGAUAACCUACUGAAUGUCUUUAUUAUUUUCAUUGGGAGACAGCACAUGUACAUCAGUUAAAUAAAACAAAUGUAUUAACAAAGCAGAAUUUUACCGUUGUGGUGACAUGAUCGAUUUUCAGUUCUGUUUGUCACAGGCCCAUGAAAAGCAUGUGUCAUUGAGUUGUUUGUUUCUGUUUUUAGGAUUUAAAAAAAAAAAAAAAUAAAUCAUUAUUUUACAAGAAACUGAAGUGGGGUGGUACUUGAGCUGGUAGUUGAGUACUACAACUCCAUGAAUAUCCCUGAAAUAUGCCUUCAAUACCAGUAUGUCAAAAAUGGGUUAAAUGAAAUUUAGGUGAGGGACCAGACAAAGCACAACUCCAAAAACCUUUAUGAUGACAAACAAGUCAGGAAGACGUUUUCCCUUGCCCGAAUGUGGGUCACCGGGGCCCCCCUCUGGAGCCAGGCCCGGAGGUGGGGCUCGAAGGCGAGCGCCUGGUGGCCCGG
This is a messenger RNA of Phycodurus eques (leafy seadragon), 4940 nucleotides long. RefSeq names its product solute carrier family 38 member 8b (gene slc38a8b). Gene Ontology annotation, cellular component: nucleus; cytoplasm. NCBI's taxonomy places the organism in Eukaryota, Metazoa, Chordata, Actinopteri, Syngnathiformes, Syngnathidae. The coding region runs from base 393 to 2687 and encodes 764 amino acids. The record is from RefSeq and is a predicted model, not a curated record. Gene Ontology annotation, biological process: amino acid transmembrane transport; 7-methylguanosine mRNA capping. Gene Ontology annotation, molecular function: methyltransferase cap1 activity; amino acid transmembrane transporter activity. The transcript has 3 exons.